This is a messenger RNA of Oncorhynchus keta (chum salmon), 3830 nucleotides long. RefSeq names its product transcription factor Maf-like. Gene Ontology annotation, biological process: regulation of transcription by RNA polymerase II. The transcript has 3 exons. Gene Ontology annotation, cellular component: nucleus. Lineage: Eukaryota; Metazoa; Chordata; Actinopteri; Salmoniformes; Salmonidae. Bases 461 to 1465 code for a protein of 334 amino acids. The record is from RefSeq and is a predicted model, not a curated record. Gene Ontology annotation, molecular function: RNA polymerase II cis-regulatory region sequence-specific DNA binding; DNA-binding transcription factor activity, RNA polymerase II-specific.
CCCUUUAAAAAAAAUCUCUCUCCGUCAAGCCUGGCGUGGAGUUUUUUUUGUAUUAUUCUCUUCAAGGCACGAAUUUGCCAGUGACACCUCACGUGAACCUCCUUCAAUUUCGCGCACUAAUCCUAAAAGAAGGCAUGAAGUGUUAAAUGUUAGAAACACACAGAACCGCGUGCAGACAAGGAGAGAGAGGGCGAAAAACGAGAGAGCGACGCACGCGCUGUUCUAGUGCGUCUGUGCAAACACUGCGUUAAAGAGAGAGAGAGAGAAAAAAGAUCCAAUUUCAAAAACCAAAAACGUGCGCAGCACAAUUAGGCUAGAAAACCCCCUGUUUUUUCCACAUUUUUAAAAAAAUAAAAUAAAUAAAGAAAUCAAGCUGGCUCAGUGCGUGUCACCGCAGCCCGCUUUGACAGGUGCUGCUCAACCCGUUUGGAGGACUGCUGUCAGCAGCAGCAGCAAAAGGAUGGCAUCAGAACUGGCAAUGAGCAACUCCGACCUGCCCACCAGUCCCCUGGCCAUGGAAUAUGUUAAUGACUUCGAUCUGAUGAAGUUUGAAGUGAAAAAGGAGCCGGUGGAGCCGGAUCGCAGCAUCAGCCAGUGCAGCCGUCUGAUCACCGGGGGAUCCUUGUCUUCCACCCCGAUGAGCACGCCUUGCAGCUCGGUUCCCCCUUCCCCAAGCUUUUCGGCGCCCAGCCCGGGCUCCGGGAGCGAGCAGAAGGCUCACCUGGAGGAUUUUUACUGGAUGAGCGGCUACCAACAGCAGCUGAAUCCCGAAGCGCUGGGCUUCAGCCCCGAAGACGCGGUAGAGGCGCUGAUCAGCAGCAGCCACCAGCUCCAGUCCUUCGAUGGCUAUGCAAGAGGGCAGCAGUUUGCCGGGUCGGCCGGGGCAGGAGGCGGCAUGGCCGGGGAGGAGAUGGGCUCAGCAGCCGCUGUGGUAUCGGCUGUUAUCGCUGCAGCAGCAGCGCAGAACGGAGGUCCCCACCACCACCACCACCAUCACCACCACGCCGGGGGACACCACCCCUCCACCGGGGUCCCGUCCAACGCUAGCUCAGCGGGCAGCCACCAACACAUGGGACACCUGGACCUGGACGACCGGUUUUCGGACGACCAGCUGGUGACCAUGUCAGUACGGGAGCUGAACCGACACCUCCGCGGGGUCAGCAAAGAGGAGGUGAUCCGGCUGAAACAGAAGAGGAGGACCCUAAAGAACAGAGGCUAUGCCCAGUCAUGCCGCUACAAGCGGGUCCAGCAGAGACAUGUUCUGGAGGGUGAGAAGACGCAGCUGGUCCAGCAGGUGGACCACCUCAAGGCGGAGAUGUCGCGGCUGGCCAGGGAGAGGGACGCAUACAAGGACAAGUACGAGAAGCUCAUCACCAACGGCUUUCGAGAAAACGGAUCCAGCAGUGACAACACCCCCUCAUCCCCAGAGUUCUUCAUGACGUCGAGAAAGUUCCUCCAUCUGUGAUAGUGACCCCUGAACCCUGCCCCCUGACCCUUGACCUGGAGUCUGAGAAACCAUGACAGAGGAAUGGUGAUGUCUUACCAACGUCGCUCCAUGGCACCGGACUGCGAAAAAGCACAACGUCCACACAACGUCUCCAAACCACCCAUAAACCAACCAACAGUCCCUGUACAGAAGUCCAGACAGACCCAGUCACCCAACACUUUGUCUUUCAUGACGAGAUUAUUGACAGAAACAAAUUACAACAAAACCUAACACCCAAGAAAAAGACUUCAUGUUUGAUUCAACUACUAAAACUCCUGGAUUCCCUCUUCCUCUGGCAUCACCAGUAGCUACGGACGCAAUUCUGACUCAACAUGACAAAGAUACAGUACCUCCUCAUUGUAAAUAGCAUUUUGUAGAGUAUUCUAUGUAAUAAUAUGUAGGUUGGAGGUCUUUAACUGUAGAGGGGAGAAGUGAUGACAGUGAGUCCCAUUUAGCCCAUGAUGUGAAUGUAAAUAAUAUACAGUAGGGCCUCGUAUGAAACAAAACUACUGCGUCUGUAUAUAGCCACGAAACUAUACCUCUAUGUAUAUAGGCAUUACAUUAUACCUCCUUAUUUCUCCUACCCCUCUUCAAUCCCCCUAAACUAGCACAAUGAUACUCACCACUCCCUAUAUCUCUGUAGACAGACGUAGAAUAGAUAUAUACAGGAGGAGACUAGAGGCACAGAGGGAAGAUACACAGUGUGGGAUGCAGGUGGCAACACACUGGAGUGAAAAACACAGGCCCACUUUGGCUGGAACUGGUGAACUCUCCCUGCCACAAAGACGGUCAGAGGGGAUGUGUUGCCCCUCGGACCGUCUCUCUUCUCCUCUCCCUUUAGUGUUAAACUACCACAGUUCAACCUGUAGCCACAGUGUAGCUAUUAGAUCAGAUGAAUUUGUACAUGUAUUUUACUCCUUAGUGAUGUGACGGUCCAGUUCAAAGGUUUGGCAGCUUUCUACAGUCCACUCAAUGUACAAACGUGAUUGGUUUUCAUCUCCACUCCCUCCCCCUCCAUUCCUGAUUGGCUAGUCCUCCUCGCUCCUCUAGUCCUGAUGAGGCUGUUGAUAGUCAGUGGGAAUGUCCAUCAGACGGCCUGUUGGCCCGAAGGCCUCUCUGAGACCAGGCACUCGCUUAGCUCCCACAGGCUGGCUGCAGUGGCCUGUUCUUUGGGCUGGGGGGGAGGGUAGGCAGCAGAAUUAGUUGUUGAAGUACAUACCUCCGAAACCCUCCAGCUUCGGAGCUACUGCACAGUACACUGUGGUGGCUGACCCCUGUAGCUGUGAACUCACAGACAGAGAGAAAGAGUGAGAGAGAGAUACACACACAACAUGGAGGACCCUGAUCAACAUUAUCUUUGUGGGAGGAGAGGACCAUCAGAGAGAUACACAGAAACCCUCCCGUCUGCCAAGAGACAAAUGAGAUCCUGCCACUCUAAAGAUGCUGCCAAGACCUCCACCAGAAUAAACACACAUCUGGGCUCAGCGACCCCCCCCCACCAUCUUUCCUGCAUGACCCCAGAGCAUCUGUACGAGACAGAGGAGGAACUCCAUACAAAUGGAGAGAGACAGAUAGAGAUAUCGAGAGGAUAAACCCCAGAGACACCCCUCUCUGCCACAGCCCAUAAUGAUGGGACAGUGUUACCAUGGGGACCAUGGCCCUGUAUAUAUAUUUAUAUACAUAUAUUUAUUUCUAUAUUGUGUGUGAACAGGACUGCUAACUAUCCAGAGUGCAUGCUGAUGUAUAUGUGGUAAAUACAAUGCUAACUGUCCACAAAACAGCACAAAUCUCUGCAAAAAAAAAAAAAUACUACAAUUUUAGAAUGCCACAAUCUCCAUGGGAUGGUGACAACUGUUCAUUCAAAUUUAAAGCAAACACACCAAAAUAUGUUGGACUUGCAAUCUCUAUAGCUGCAAUAUUUGGAUGUUAUUUUGUGGAGGUUUGCGCACCGCAAGGGCUGUUUUCUGGACAGAAGAUGUGACCCACGAGGUUCUAGACUGGGGAGGAGGGAGCAGCUCUUCUCAUUGCAGUGGAGAGCCAGAGGGUUCUAUAAAUAGACUGUAUAAGAGAACAUACAGUAUAUAUGUGAUGAUUACACAUCUGUUUAUGUUCACAUCAUCUAGGGAUUCAUGAGGGAAGUCAGACAUUUGGCUUUUAUUUCAGAGGUUUGCCAGGGUAAAGAGAGGUAUACACCCCUUAAGAGUAAUAUGUUUAGAAUAGUGCUCUUGUAAACACACACACACACACACACACACACACACACACACACACACACACACACACACACACACACACACACACACACACACACACACACACACACACACACACACACACACACACA